Messenger RNA from Ceutorhynchus assimilis (cabbage seed weevil), 374 nucleotides. The record is from the annotation of a GenBank genome assembly. Lineage: Eukaryota; Metazoa; Arthropoda; Insecta; Coleoptera; Curculionidae.
AUUUUGAUUGUUUAUAACUAUUUCGCCAUUAGGUUUUUGACAAUUUAACACAAAAAUUCCACUUAUUAAGAAGUAGUUAAUGAAUUUUUGAGUACGUGGAGUGGGAGCCAAUUAGAAUCAAAUAAAAAUAAAAUGAAGGAGGCCUACAUUCAGUAAUUACUAAUAUAGUUUUACUACAAGAAAUUCUUUAAAAUUUCUAGGGAUUCCGUUCGAUGGAGCAGUGUCAAUCCAGGAUAUUGAAAACCCCCUUUUUACAAGAAAACAAGAUUUCGACUUCUCAUCGGCCGCCAAUGGACCACAAGAGCAACAACACGAAAAAUCUACAGAAAAAUUAUGUAUUUAUUGUUUAAAUUAAUAAAAACAAUUAAAUAAUA